This is a messenger RNA of Planococcus citri (citrus mealybug), 1437 nucleotides long. RefSeq lists its product as uncharacterized. The coding region runs from base 138 to 1400 and encodes 420 amino acids. The record is from RefSeq and is a predicted model, not a curated record. Lineage: Eukaryota; Metazoa; Arthropoda; Insecta; Hemiptera; Pseudococcidae. The transcript has 5 exons.
UGAAACAUAUUUUGCAAAUAUGUUGACUUAACUCUUAAGUAUAUAUACUUAUUUCCAUAGAUUUCAUAUCAGUUCCUUAUUCUAUGAGCAGAAAAUUUCUCGACAACAGUCAAUCAUAUCGGUGAUGAUCUAUCAACAUGGUCAGUAAAUCUUUAAUAAUUAUCGCCUUUCUGCUGUGUGCAAUUCUAGACUUUAAUAAUGCAGUAGAUAGUUCUAUAUUUGAAGACGAGGAAGAUUACGAGUCAUCUGGAAGCGAAGGAGAUGAAGACGAUGUAGUGUAUCCUUCCUUGAGCUGUUUGAUUUUCGAAGACAUCGGUUGCAACAGUCAAUGCGUAGUGAUCAGCGACGCCUUUGGUACAAAAUCCACUGGAAUUUGUAACGACGAAAACUUUUGCGAAUGCAACGUCGAAAAUGAAAAUUCUUUCGACGACGAAGAUGCCGGUAAAUUCAUCAAAAAUGGUAAACCAAACUUCACCGCUAUAAAAAAACACGUUUCCGACAAAUUACCAAAAACUCUGAAAUCCGCCGAUAUCAAAGACUUAUCAGUGCUAAAAUAUAGACCAAUUUUACUCGAUAUUCUCAAGGAAGCCGAGAACGAUUCCGAAGCUUUUGACCAACUAGCACUCGACAUUCGUCGCACCAAAAAUAAAUCUUUGGGCGAUGUUCUAAGCCAAUACCUGAAGAAAAAUAAACUCAAAGAACCAAUGGAAAACAUACAGAACCAACUCAGCGUAGCCGAUAUCAUGGCAUACUACGUAGUUGACGAGUUAGUCAAGAAAGUGGACGGAAAAAAUUCCAUCAAAAGAGUUAACACGUCUGCCAGAAGACCUGCUACAAAGAAGGGAAAAACUUCGCCUGAGAAAGUAGUCAACUAUGAAAGAAUCUCACCAUCCAUGGAAGCAAGUAAGACACCUGCCAACAAAACAGGUAAUCCUUCCUCAAUGAAAGAUCGUUUCACGCUCGAAGACUUCGACCAAAGUCAACUGAAAGGCUAUGGAUUACUGAAUAAGAACUGGAAAGGAGCUGGAUACAAAGUAAGCUAUCAAAGAAGCCGCAAAGGUGACAUAAAUUUAAACUGGACCAAAGGCCAGGACCAAGUGAGUAUACAAUGGUAUGCCACAAAAGACGUCAAUCAGACUUGGAACUUCCAAAACGAAAACGUUAGCGUGACUAUAUCUAAAACUGCAGACGGUGAUAUCAAUGAAAGCUGGAAUUUUGGUAUGGUGAAAUACCAAUUUUCUAAAUCCGGCGGUAAAUUUCCCAAUGCUAAUUGGAGCAGUGGUAAAUCAAGUGAUAAUACUCGUAUGUUAAGACAGUAUCAUCGAUAUAUUGAUUCUUGGUGUGAGGCAAACAAUUUCCUCAUCAUACGAGAAUAUUGCGUCAUUUAUAAUAAAAUAUGAUUGCAUAAGCAUAAAUCAAUAAAUUGUUACCUAUCCA